AUGAAGGUCGCCUGUAUUUCUAUCGCCGUCGUUGCAUUGUGCACGAACGUUGCACUCUCAACCUCAAGAUACCCAGGCCCAAAUCCAAGCCACAAUGAUCAGACCUCGCUUACUCUGCUCUACCAGAACAACCUCAAUGCCUCGGACGAUGUCAACCACAUUGGAGCUCUACUGUUGGACCCCACCACCCCAAGCGGUGCAGCAGCGAGAUGUGCCCUCUUUGGAGAGACCCUCCUCACCAGGGCCACCCUCGAAAACUAUACUGCCGACUUCGUUCCUAUCAUCAACUACCUCCUCUUCUCCUCUUCCAUUCCGCCCAACUCUCCCAUCCUCGUCGCCGAUGCCCUCCUUACUCUUGCCUCCGACACCUCUUGCCUCAGCUUCUCCCCACUCUCCCCACGCCCCUCCAACAAGCGCCGCUAUCCCGUUCUCUGUACCCAAUCUUCCCGCUCCGACACACCGUCCACUUCCUCCGCCAGCUCUGCCAACCAAAUCACCAUCAGCGAUCCUGCGACCAAAAACACCUACGUCGGCUACCGCAAUCUGAAAUCAUUUCGCUUCCUUGGUAUCCCGUACACGAACAUGCCGACACCGCGAUGGACAUAUUCAACUCCCAAUACCGUGACGGGUACACACUUCAAUGCGACGACUUACGGUCCCGCCUGCCCGCAAACAGGCUCCAACUCAAGUAUCGAAGACUGCCUCUUCCUCAAUAUCCAGACGCCCUACAUCCCCUCUUCCUCCCCUCAUACCGCCCGCAAGCUACGUCCAGUUCUCCUGAACAUUCACGGUGGCGGCUUCACUGGCGGCUCCAGCAACUCCCUAGAUGGCUCCGAUCUCUCUUCCCGCCACGAUAUCGUAAUGGUCUCCAUCAACUAUCGCUUGUCGACGCUCGGAUUUCUCGCCGUACCUGGUACUGCUAUCCGUGGUAACUUCGGUCUCGGCGAUCAGGUCUCCGCGCUGAAAUGGGUUCGUGCCAACAUCGCUGCUUUUGGCGGUGAUCCGAGCAAGGUGACUAUCAUGGGUGAGAGUGCUGGAGCCGGGAGUGUGCGGGCAUUGCUUGGUGCGCCGGAGGUUGUGGCUCAAGGAUUGGUACAAGGCGCGGUGGCGAUGAGUAACCUUGGAGGUGGUAGGACGUUGGGGCUACAGGGUAACUACGGCACGGAGUUCAGCGAGUGGAAGACCACUGAAGAAGGAUGGCAACAGCAAGGAUCCAAAGUUGCAGUCGAGGCGGGGUGCGCGAACGGCACUCUGGAAGAACAAGUCGACUGUCUUCGUACCAUUCCCGCGGACGAACUAGUCAAGCAGCAGAAUGUCGCCCGCUUCGUCCUGCAAGACGGAGAAAUUGUGACCCGCCGCAACCUCAACGUCGUCACCUCGAACGGCACAACAGCGCAUAUUCCCGUCAUCUUCGGCAUCACCGCCAAUGACGGCGCGAGCUUCUCCACUUACCCAGCCGCCAACAUCACCUCCGAAAACGAAGGUAUUCAGCAAGCUCUUGGGAUCAGCGAAGCGUACGCUCAGAGCGUCAUUGACAGUGGACUCUUUCCAUUCUACGACACGGGCAACCUAACUCUCGACGCGUUCAACGUCAGCCAGCGGGUAGCGACGGACACGACAUUCCGCUGCAUCGACGAAGCCACCGUGUAUGCUGGAGCCAUAUCAGGGGUGUUCGAGAAAGCGUAUUACUAUACCAUUGAGCGUACUUGGGCCGGUUACGAUCCGAACAACCUCGGUCUCUCCGGUCUGUCUAGCGGACCCAUAUCUUCGGCGUUUCCAUCCGGUAAUCCUGAGGCAGCAUACUUCCGCCUCCACGGCGCGGAUCUUGGAUUCGCAUACGGCAACCAAGCUCCACUUCGGGACGCGCAGGAUUUGAUGGCCAGCCAGCUCAUCUCAGGAUAUUUUGCGCAAUUCGCCAAGACUGGAGAUCCGAAUGCUGAUGUAGCGUACUUGCAGGCCAGAGGGUACACAGAGGAACUGGAGGCCGCAGAAGGAAGCGGCAGCUGGGACGUUGUAAGCGGAAAAAUGGGCCCAGGAAUGAGAUUGGAUGCGAAGAGUCGGUUGGCAGGGUGGGAAGAGAUGGAGCAGUGUGCUUGGUUGGGAUAUGGAGUUGAGUAUUAUGUUGAUGGAGGGAUCUGA
Zymoseptoria tritici IPO323 is the source of this 2139-nucleotide messenger RNA. RefSeq lists its product as uncharacterized. The coding region runs from base 1 to 2139 and encodes 712 amino acids. The transcript has 2 exons. Lineage: Eukaryota; Fungi; Ascomycota; Dothideomycetes; Mycosphaerellales; Mycosphaerellaceae. The record is from RefSeq and is a predicted model, not a curated record.